This is a messenger RNA of Cydia fagiglandana, 1253 nucleotides long. RefSeq names its product mitochondrial basic amino acids transporter-like. The record is from RefSeq and is a predicted model, not a curated record. Gene Ontology annotation, molecular function: high-affinity L-arginine transmembrane transporter activity. Gene Ontology annotation, cellular component: mitochondrion. The transcript has 3 exons. Gene Ontology annotation, biological process: mitochondrial L-ornithine transmembrane transport. The coding region runs from base 225 to 1112 and encodes 295 amino acids. NCBI's taxonomy places the organism in Eukaryota, Metazoa, Arthropoda, Insecta, Lepidoptera, Tortricidae.
GAAGCGUCUCGGGCGCACUGGACGCUGGGAGCUGCGAGCGCACACAUCGUAUCCACUCGCACGAGAGAGGCUGGACCACAGGCCCGCACCUUUCCCGUAACUAACCUCACCAAUAUGUUUAUUGGCAUCACUUCUAGUGGAGACAACGUCAAUUCCCACUACGAUUACUUAAUUUGAACGCCGGAGCUGUAGUGUACUAGGACUUACUGCGAUCCCCAACUACAAUGGCGCUUGAUUUUGUAGCUGGAUGUAUCGGAGGCUGUGCUGGGAUUAUAGCCGGUCAUCCGUUGGACACCCUGAAAGUACAUGUGCAAUCUGGCAGAGGAAGCGCGCUGGAAUGCACCAAAAGCUUGUUGAAAGGAGGAACACUCUCCACGGUUUAUCGUGGGGUGUGGGCGCCUUUAGGGGGAGUGUCGGCGGUGAACGCCAUAGUUUUCGGAGCUUAUGGAAACACUAGGAGAGCGUUGCCUGAUCCUGACUCUUUGAAAACGCACGCAACGGCCGGCGCGGCCGCUGGACUCAUGCAGAGCUUAGCCUGCGCGCCUGUUGAGCUAGUUAAAACCCGACAGCAACUUUCAAGACCGGGAGACGGCAUGCCCGGAGGAGCUUGGGCGGGAGCUCGACAUAUCUUACGAACGGGCGGGAUUCGAACUCUAUUCCGCGGACUAACAAUUACGGCCGCCCGCGACUGCCCCGCAUUCGCGAUCUACUUCACGUCGUACGAGAUGAUGACGCGCGACGACCGGUCGGUGAUGACGGUGUUCACGGCGGGCGGAGUCGCGGGGGCUCUGUCGUGGGUGCUGUUGUACCCUGUUGACGUGGUGAAGUCGCGACUGCAGGGGGACGUGGUUGGACGGUAUGCGGGCGCGUGGGACUGCUUCAAGCAGUCGGUGCGUUCGGACGGCUGGCGCUGCUUGGGCCGCGGGUUGGGCGCGGUGACGCUGCGAGCUUUCAUCAGCAACGGGGCAUGUUUUACCGCCGUGGUGUGGACGGAGCGGAUGUGGCAGGAGCAGGCGCUGGCUGGCGAGCCUGCCGCCGUCGCCGCCGCGCACUCGCUCUGCGCCUCCACCGUUAUGAGCGAGGCCGUUUGUCAAGAGAGUGCUGACUACUGAUCCUGCUGGAUACCAGUUUUGAACACACCUUACGCGAGUGAUGACCGGAGAAGGUCGAGAUUGUACAGUGUUAUCGUUGUUACUAAUUAGGUACUUUGUAUUUUUAUAAUUUAAAUGAAAACAUGGAACAUGUAGGUAUUA